UACUAGCACUAUCCUCGUCAAGGGAAAUAAAAUAUCUUAUAAUCGUCACACAUCUCAAAACAUCAUCACCCAUCACCAUCACCAUGACUCCCAGAACCGACUUCCCACCCGUCCGCGCCUGUCUCUUUGACAUGGACGGGCUCCUCCUCGACACCGAGGACUUGUACACGCUCUGUGUCAACCUGAUCCUCGAAAAGUACCAGCGUCCCAACCUCCCGUGGAGCGUCAAGGCCAAGCUGCAAGGCCGCCCAGGCCCCGCCGCCAACCAGCUCUUCCACGAAUGGGCCCAGCUGCCCAUCACCCAGGAGGAGUACAUCAAGCAGCUGUACGCCCUGCAGGCCCAGCACUUCCCCACCACCCAGCCGCUGCCGGGCGUGCCCGAGCUCCUCGCCCACCUCGGCCGCACCCGCUACUGGGACCUCCCAAGCCAAAAGAAGACCGACAACACCACCACCACCAACACCAACCCAUCCACCCCCACCCCCCAGCGCGUACACAUCGCGCUCGCCACCUCCUCGCACGCAGCCAACUUCCGCCUCAAAACCGCCCACCUCUCCGAGCUGUUCUCCGUCUUCCCCACCGCGCGGCGCGUCCUCGGCGACGACGCGCGCAUCGGCCGCGGGCGCGGCAAGCCCCUGCCCGACAUCUUCCUGCUCGCCCUGCAGACCAUCAACGACUCGCUGCCGGCGGGGGAGCGCGCCAUCGCGCCCGAGGAGUGCCUCGUCUUCGAGGACAGCGUGCCGGGGGUCGAGGCCGGCCGCCGCGCCGGCAUGCGUGUUGUCUGGUGUCCGCAUCCGAUGCUCAAGAAGGAGGUUGCGGGGCGGGAGGGGGAGGUGUUGGCUGGGAGGACGGGGGAGGCGGGGGAUGUGGAUCUGCAUCAGGUGGGUGAGGUGGGGGAUGGGUGGGCGGAGUAUAUGCCGACGUUGUUGGGGUUUCCGUAUGAGAAGUAUGGGAUUGUGGUGCCGCCUGCGGAGGUGGAGGCGAAGGAGGGGAUGGUGGAGGGGGGGAAGGUUGCGGAUGGGGAGGUUGUGCAGGUUGUGGAGACUGCGUAGAUGUUGCUGCUGUUUGGGGAAAGGGUGGGGGCAGUGUUGAGCUUGGAACGGGAAAGAUCCUAGAUGCCGCGUUGAUAUUCCGAGACAAGUUGGGAUGAGAGGGUUCUUUAUUCUACCAUUGUUUCAUCGGGCUAGAUCUUAGGCAUUGCGAUUAUUCGAGUAAGGGUACCUAGAUACAGAUUAUAGUACACGAGAAAGAUUUCGGUGUCAUAGACGGGGAAAUAUAACAACAACAGAAGCGUUGUGUUAGUUAUCAAAGUUACUAAAUACAGACAGCGGAAGUACAGGGUAGGGUAUAUAAACAGACCAAAGUACAUAACUCACACGUCACGCUACCCCCAAUCACUGAAUCCCCUCCUCGGGCCCUCCC
Molecule: messenger RNA, 1422 nt
Organism: Chaetomium fimeti
Lineage: Eukaryota; Fungi; Ascomycota; Sordariomycetes; Sordariales; Chaetomiaceae
Product: HAD-like domain-containing protein
Exons: 2
Coding region: 84-1052 (322 amino acids)
Molecular function (GO): phosphatase activity
Source: RefSeq, a predicted model, not a curated record